Strongylocentrotus purpuratus (purple sea urchin) is the source of this 3688-nucleotide messenger RNA. It is a transcript of the gene gfm1, whose product is annotated as elongation factor G, mitochondrial. NCBI's taxonomy places the organism in Eukaryota, Metazoa, Echinodermata, Echinoidea, Camarodonta, Strongylocentrotidae. The record is from RefSeq and is a predicted model, not a curated record. The transcript is spliced from 21 exons. Gene Ontology annotation, molecular function: GTP binding; GTPase activity; translation elongation factor activity. Gene Ontology annotation, biological process: mitochondrial translational elongation. Bases 249 to 2495 code for a protein of 748 amino acids. Gene Ontology annotation, cellular component: mitochondrion.
GGUCACACCGGCCCCAGAGUUAACCUUCCUGAACAUUUGCGCUCACGUGCGUGCAUAUGUGUUAUGGAGCACAUGCAUAAUGCAUACAGAUAGUGCAGUGCUGCACAUAUAGCUUACGAAAGAAUUUCGAUUGCGUAAUUAACCGGCUUUACACGGCCGCCGUCUUCGAGAAUCAAAGUAGGGUCUACCGGUAUAUUUAAAGCGUGAAAGUAUAGCUAUAGCUCUGGGAAUCGCGAAAAAUACGAACAAUGGGCUUGAUGAGGAUCUUAUCGCCAAGGUUUGCAUACUUGGGGAGAAAUGUUGCUCAACUUCGGCAGUGCCAGUGGCAGUGUUCAGCGUUUCCAGUGAGUGCAAGAUAUUCUACAGCCACAUUAGUCUCCAACGAUGACGUACGGAAGAUCAGGAACAUUGGUAUCUCAGCCCACAUUGACUCCGGCAAAACAACUCUUACGGAAAGAUUACUUUUCUACACAGGACGGAUAAAAGAAAUGCAUGAGGUAAAAGGCAAGGACAAUGUCGGAGCUACCAUGGAUUCCAUGGAGUUGGAGCGUCAAAGAGGGAUCACCAUCCAGUCUGCUGCCACCUAUAUCUCAUGGAAGGACAACAAUAUUAAUAUCAUUGACACACCAGGCCAUGUGGACUUCACGGUAGAGGUUGAGAGAGCUCUAAGGGUACUGGAUGGGGCAGUGUUAGUCCUGUGCAGCGUGGGUGGGGUGCAGAGUCAGACACUCACAGUCAACAGGCAAAUGAAGAGAUACGCAGUACCCUGCAUAGCAUUCAUCAACAAACUGGACAGAAUGAAGGCCAACCCACACAAAGUUCUUGGCCAGCUUCAGUCAAAGAUGAACCACAAUGCAGCAUUCCUCCAGCUUCCUAUUGGCUUAGAGGCAGACACGAAGGGCGUGGUUGACCUCAUACACAGGAGGGCGCUAUACAAUGAAGGGAAUGCUGGAGAAGUGAUACGAGAAGGAGAGGUACCAGAGGAUAUGCAGGCAGAGGUCGAAGAAUACAGACAAAAACUCAUUGAAUCUCUGUCAAAUGUUGAUGACAAGCUUGGAGAGAUGUUUCUGGAAGAGAAGGAACCAAAUGAACAACAGAUUAAGGAAGCUGUGAGGAGAUGCGUGCUGAAAAGGACUUUCACCCCAGUCAUGAUGGGAACGGCUCUAAAGAACAAAGGAAUGCAGCCACUUUUAGAUGCCGUCUUAGACUACCUUCCAAAUCCGACUCAAGUGAACAACUACGCUUUCAAUGACAAAGAUGAGAAGGUUCAGAUGAGUCCUGUCAGAGAUAACUCUGAAAAGUUUGUCUCCCUGGCCUUCAAACUAGAGGCAGGUAGAUUUGGCCAAUUGACUUACAUGAGGAUCUACCAAGGCUGUUUACAGAAAGGGCAGUACAUCUACAACACGAGAACCACCAAAAGGGUGAAAGUCUCCAGGCUGGUACGCAUGCACGCAGAUACAAUGGUGGAUGUGAGCGAGGUGUAUGCAGGAGACAUCUGUGCUCUGUUUGGGGUAGAGUGUGCUAGCGGAGACACAUUCACCACAGAACCAAAGACUAAGAUCUCCAUGGAACCAAUGCAUGUACCAGACCCGGUCAUCUCUCUCGCCAUCAAACCAGAAAAGAAGACUGAUCUAGAUAACUUCUCCAAAGCCAUCAACAGGUUUACAAGGGAAGACCCAACAUUCACUGUUUACUUUGAUGAUGAAAGCAAAGAGACCAUUGUAUCUGGUAUGGGUGAACUCCAUCUUGAAAUCUACGCACAGAGAAUGAGGAAUGAAUACAACUGUCCAGUCAUCACCGGCAAACCUAAGGUUGCUUUCAGGGAAACCAUCACAGAUGAUGUCGACUUUGAAUAUCUUCACAAGAAGCAAUCUGGUGGAUCUGGACAGUUUGGUAAAGUCAUUGGAACAAUAGAACCUCUGUCACCUGAGCAAUACACCAAAUUUGAGUUUAGUGAUGAGACUGUUGGAACAAAUAUCCCUAAGCAGUUUGUACCUGCUAUCGAAAAGGGCUUCAUUGAAGCAACAGAGAAGGGCCCCCUCAUUGGCCAGAAGAUCACCGGUAUCCGUGUCAGGCUUUUCGACGGACAGCAUCACAUGGUAGAUUCCAGUGAGCUGUCUUUCAGGCUUGCUGCCAUGGGUGCCCUCAGACAAGCGAUGGGAAAUUCUAACAACCAGAUUCUUGAACCGAUCAUGGACGUAGAAGUCAACGCACCCAAUGAAUUUCAAGGAGCUGUCCUUGCCGGUAUCAACAAGAGGACAGGGGUCAUUCUUGGCAGUGAUGGAGGGGAGGGGUACUUCACUCUCUAUUGUGAGGUCCCUCUGAAUGACAUGUUUGGCUACUCCACGGAGCUGCGUUCCUGCACCCAGGGGAAGGGGGAGUACUCCAUGGACUUCAGCCGGUACCAGCCAACCAGGCCCGCGGUCCAGGAGGUGUUGGUCCAGGCCUAUCAGACCGAAAAUGGUCUAGUCAAGACCGCUAAGAGAUCCAGAUGAUGAUUGGUUUUCCUGCUGGAAAUGGGAAAGUGCAUUUUGUGGUUGAAGACAAUUAGAUAACUAUUGGAGAUGCAGCAGAGUUUUAGUGAUGGACUUUUAAAUAGCCAACGAGCUGGUCGAGAACUAGGGACUGUGUUUCUAAGACCAGGACCUAAAAGGCAAUAUUGGAUGCAUUUGUCUGUGAUUAGGUCUUCGGGUCUAGACUAAGACAUUGAAAUCUGUAGACGGAAACUAGUUUUUGUCACUAUUAUGAAAUAUGAUGUGCAGAGUACUGCAAAACCAUAACAUUUCACCGGCUUGAAAUGUUCACAAAUUUGGUGAGUGGUUCAGAUUGGCGAAAGCAGUAUGCCGCGAAACAACUGAAUCACGCCUGACAUAACAUUGAAUAUUGCUGAAGAAAUUAUUGUUUACAAUUUGCGAUAGUUUUGGGUUUUAAUCAGUGUUCAUCUUAAGUCCAAGGUAUUUGGUGUCCCGUAUGUUACCAAGUAUUGUAGAGUUCUGAACAUAAAUAAUUUCAUAUUUGGUCUGGUAGAAGCUCUAGUAUUUUUGUAAACUUUGUACAAUGAUCAGAUAUAGUAAAACCCCUAAAUGUGAUCUGUGACAUACGGGACAAAAUAGCUUGGACUUCCCCGGGAUGAAUCUGGGGUUCCAACAUAGUCAAAGUGACAUUAAAGUCUUAUUUCAGAUAUGAUGCGGCAAAACCAUGGCAUUUCAUUUUUAUUAUGAUGUAAAUUAUACUCUUCCCAUUUCUGUUUUUUAUGACACACAGCUAUUAAAUUGAAUAUGCACAGGACCUGUUUUGCAGGCAGUUGCCAUUCAUAAAGCAGCAAUUUCAUUGCUCCAUAACUGAAAGAGAUAUAUCCUCAAAUUGCAAAACAUCAUGUAUGUGAAAUUAAUAUGUGUAGAAACUGGCUUCUUAAUACAUAAUACUGCAAAACAUGUGAGCAAGACUGACCAAAAUACUCCAGGUAUGAAAACUAUGUUAUACUUGUUCUAUUCAGAAUUGUAUUGUAUGCAUGUGUAUUUAUACAAAUAUUUGCAACUUCUGCUGCAAAAUUUCCCUCUCUGUCUUUUAGGCAUGAAUAUUUUAUCUGUGCCUAUUUAUGUUGUGACCUUGUCUUGUAGACUGAAAAAUGUACAUGUAUUUGCCAGAGUGUAUGAAUGAUAAAGAAUUUUAAUAUUUAAAAUACGGA